Molecule: messenger RNA, 2690 nt
Organism: Drosophila sechellia
Lineage: Eukaryota; Metazoa; Arthropoda; Insecta; Diptera; Drosophilidae
Gene: TBC1D23
Product: TBC1 domain family member 23
Exons: 3
Coding region: 179-2248 (689 amino acids)
Biological process (GO): retrograde transport, endosome to Golgi
Cellular component (GO): trans-Golgi network
Source: RefSeq, a predicted model, not a curated record
AACGUAACCAUCAUAACGUAACCAAAAUUCGAUCAAAAUAAAUCAGGAAAUUCACAAAAAUCAUUAUUCGCACCUGGAACAGAAAGAAAAUGCACCAGCCUGGCCUUCUGCAGCUGAAUAGAUUGCACUAAGGCAGCAUUUCGAAUCCGAAACGUAGGAACUAGCCCUCAGCGAAAUCAUGGAGGAGAAUAUGUGGAUCAUCGAGCUGGAGUCGGCACUGCUGGACGACUGCAAUGUCAACGACAUCUACGGCAUAUGCCAGGGUAAGGCUCUGCCGGAGGCACUGCGUCCGGACGUGUGGCAAGUGUGCCUGGAUGUGCGCCACAAAUCGGAUCAAAUGUCGCUCUUCAACGAGAUCUACGACCUGCCCUUCCAGAGCCAGCUGCGCGAGGAUUGCCAGCGGCACGUCGAUCGCAUGGGUAACGACGAGGAGGACAAGGUCUCGGUGGUAUCCGACCUCGAGUCCAUCAUCACUUUCUACUGCAAGAACAGAAACCUUCAGUAUGAGCCGGACAACGGAUGGAUUGAACUGCUGCUCCCGCUGUUCGCCCUGAAGCUGAAUCGCUCCGACACAUUCAACCUGUUCGAGUCCAUACGGGACACGUACAUACCCAAGGGUUGCCGGCCCAAGGGCAAUGUCUUUCAUGUCUUCCGACUGCUCCUGCUAUAUCACGAUCCGGAGCUGUGCACGCUGCUGGACACCAAGAAGAUCACGCCCGACUUGUACUCGCUGACCUGGUUCCAGUCGCUUUUCGCCUCCUGCAGCAGUCUGUCAGUGAUCAUUGCCAUGUGGGACCUGUACUUCCAGAACGCCGAUCCCUUCAUGGUCUUCUUCCUGGCGCUAAUAAUCUUGAUCAACGGCAGGGAGCAGAUCCUGCAGAUGAGGAGCUCGUCCAAGGAGGAGAUCAUCAAGUUCCUGGGCCUUAUGCCGUGCGCCUUGGAGUUCGACGACGUCCCCGACUUUUGCUCCCUGGCGCAGUACUAUGCGCUGAAGACACCAACUUCAUUCAAGACGGACUAUCUGAAGGCGCUGUACGGCAAGCAGAAUGAUACACCGCGCAGCCAGGAGGAGGCAAACAAGGUGUCACAGGCCCUGUGCCUGCCCGUCUCCGUUUACGAGCUGGUAGAGAACUCGGCCACGGAGUUCCCUGUGCCGGAUGCAGUGCGUUUCUUUCUCGUUGACUGCCGCCCGGCCGAGCAAUACAACGCCGGCCACCUGUCGACGGCAUUCCACCUGGACUGCAACCUUAUGCUCCAGGAACCUGUCGCCUUUGCCACUGCUGUCCAGGGCCUCCUGACCGCCCAGCGGCAGGCCAUCGAGGCCAACUCGAACGCCGGCGGCGAGCAUCUGUGCUUCAUGGGCAGCGGUCGUGUCGAAGAGGACCAGUACACACACAUGGUGGUGGCCUCGUUCCUGCAGAAGAACACCCACUACGUGUCGCUGCUGACCGGUGGCUACACGUCCAUCCACGACUACUUCGGCGAUCACAUGGCCGAUUGCCUGGAGGAUCACAAUGUGCGCAAGUGCCUCGUCUGCCAGGAGCACAACGUGCAGCAGACUAAAUCAACGCCGCUUAAGACUUCAACGCCAUCCUCUACCGACCUAUUCAGCAAGUUCUCCGCCGCCAUGAAGUCAAAGUCUGCCGAGGUCAAGGGCAAACUACUGGACAUUAUCGUGAAUCCCAGUGCAAACGGCGGAGCCACGGCCAGCGGCUCCAAUGGUGUGCCAUCGGCGCCAGUGCAAGAGCGUCAUGUUAGUGCGAAGGAGCGGAACGGCAAGCGCUACCGCAACGUGGCACCUGUGUUCAGCAUCGACGAUGAGAACGAGGAUGCCUUGGACGGAGCUGGGGAGCGGGAUGAGCCACCGCUGACCGGCGACGGAAAGGAGAUAGUGAAUCUGAACCAGUACUUCAAGACGGCGGACAUCAUCAACGCCUUCAAGUGCCAGGAGGUGCACAUGAGCGGCUACAUGUACGACAGUCACUUGAUCAUCACGCCCGGGCAACUGGUGGUGCUGCGGGAACUGGGACGCGGACAGGCGCAGAUAAUGGUGCGUCGCCCGCUGGCCAGCAUCGUGAAGAUCACGGCCAAGAAGCGACACCGCGACCUCAUCACGUUCAAGUACGGAUUCCCCGAUGGCGACGGCCUGCUCAUAACCGACAUGGACCGCUUCCUCAUCCCAAAUGCGGCCGAGGUUACGGCACUGAUUUCAAGGCUCAUCGUGCAGGUGCUGGACGACGCCAAGUAGGCUAAACCGGACAUCCUCCGCAUGCUUUCCUUGUUUCCGCCUUCCCGCAUCAAGCUUUAUUUCAUGAACGGCCACUGAUGAAAAAUCAGAGACACAAAGUGCAAUGCGCCGCUGCGAGCGGUGUAAUAGUUUGUAAUUGGCAUUGUUUUCCUUGUAUUAGCUGAAAUAGUAUAGUUCUUAUUGUAAACGAAGCCCUGGCUGCAAUUGUAACAUAGUGCACUCGGUGCAGAGACCGGAUUUGAGGAACCAGAAAAUAGGCGAACGUAGUCGCGGAUCACACGCCCAUCCCCAGCAUGCCACGCCCCCGCCCCGAUUUUCUAAAUUUCUAAGUGCGAAGAAGGAACCCUUACCGAAGCCCUGAGACUUACAACGUGUACAUGAAGAGAGUAACUAAUAUUUAUUGCAAUCAAACCAAACAAAUAAAACUGUAUUAUAAUCGACA